AUGUACUUUGAGCACUUUCAUGCUCAGCCUUACGCCUUGCUGUGUCAAGCAACUACAACUAGGGCGACAGCUUCGAUCAGUCCAGUCGUCCUCAACCCAAUGUUGGCUCUUAGUAUUCGUUGCUCCUCGCACCCAUUUUGGACAGACCCAUCGAAACUCAACAGCUGGUUGCAGUAUCUGACGGACCGAGCUUGGAAAGACCUACUGCAGCUGUAUGGAGAUGGCGAUACAGGGCUGCAGUACCUGCAAGGCCUAUGCCUCUUAGCACAGGUUGAUUUCGCCGAUGGUCGUGUGAGGAGAGCCCACUCUCAACUCUCGUUAGGCAUCAGAAUCGCCCAGUCAUCUGGAUAUUUGACUGACGCGGUCCUUAAUGAUACUGAAACGGAAGAAAUGGUACGUUGUACUUGGACAUUAUUCAUGCUCGACAGGACCUUCAGCAUCACCCGUCUUGUAUCACCGGCACUGCCAUACCAACACUUUCAACUGCGCAAGCCAAUUUCAGAAGGACGGCUAUCACGUGAAGCGACAGGCCAAAAGGCGACCACGAAUGAACCAGCAGCUGGUGAUCAAGAUUUAGGCGCCCUGAUCAUUGGUGUUUAUUCUAUCUGGGACGAUGUAUUGAAGUACGUCUUCCAAACCUCCAGCGACAACACAAUGCCGCCUUGGCAGCCUGGGUCUGAACUUGCAACUAUCGAAUAUAGAUUUGCUGAUUUUGAGCCACAAUUUUCUACCCAUCGAUAUCGUGAAGUUGACUUUCCUCGACAGGCCAUCAACAAACCAGGUUUACGACCAUAUUUCGCAUCUUGGCUUUGUUUUCAACUUACCUACAUGUCAAUCCAAUGUUUAGUGCACCACCCCUUCAUCAUGUUCAUUAAGCUCCAGCACGUGAUCAGAAAAGUCCCUCCAAGUUUCCUCCAGAAGUCAUACAAGAGUUCUCUCAUCCAUUCGAGAUGGAUUAUCAGAUUCUUAGAUGAGAUGGAUGAAGCUAGAAUGAUGCUUUACGAUCCGUUUAUUGGGUUUCUCGCCGCCAUUGCGGCGACUAUCCAACUCGAGCAUACUUUGAGCAAGCAUUCGGACAUUGCAACCGCCGCGAGACUCAGCUUUCGAAAUGCUAUAAGAUUUCUAAGAAAACUUGCAAAGUACUGGAAUAGUAUUCAAGAAUUGCUUGGAAUUGUUGAGGAGCUAGCCGCAAGACUUAGCAAUCGACGCACUCUUUAUUAUUCUCAGGACGACUACGAUGGGAUCUUACCGGCAGUUGAGACCGAAAGGGUCGGUCUUGCAGAAGAUGAUGCGACGCUGAUGUGGAAGGUGUUCGAUUAUGCAUCCAUGUCUGCUUCAAAAAGCAAUCGUAUUUCCGAUAUAGUCAGCAAAGCAAGCGAUCUUGACCAGGCCGAGCACCUUCCUCUUGCUCAAAAUCAACCACCCAUAAUCCCAAAUGCUCCGACCUCACAACAAUUCGUCCAGAACCCAUAUGCAAAUUCUUUGAACGGCGGGUUUCAAGAUAUGCAGAUCCCGCCUUUAGAGGAGAAUUUGGGCCUUCCAAACCCCCCUAAGUUUGACGAAUUGCCAGAGGAUUGGGCAUUUACGAUUGAUGACUGGACAUUGUUUGGAGCACCAGGCUCUACGUAUUUCUACAACAACGGCGCGUGA
Messenger RNA from Lachnellula hyalina, 1650 nucleotides. RefSeq lists its product as uncharacterized. Gene Ontology annotation, biological process: DNA-templated transcription. NCBI's taxonomy places the organism in Eukaryota, Fungi, Ascomycota, Leotiomycetes, Helotiales, Lachnaceae. Gene Ontology annotation, molecular function: DNA binding; zinc ion binding. Gene Ontology annotation, cellular component: nucleus. The coding region runs from base 1 to 1650 and encodes 549 amino acids. The record is from RefSeq and is a predicted model, not a curated record. The transcript has 5 exons.